AACACAAAAGACACCUAAAAAAUAAAGUAGAGCAAAUGAGCGAAAAGAGACCAAAACUAUGCAAAAUAAUCUGUCAAAUCAAACAAAAACAAAAAGAGACAGAACCAACACUAAAAUGUGUGACAGUAUGAAAAUCAACUUCGACAGAGUGAGUAAAAUAUUUCACUCCAAAAAAAACCCUAUUCAUGUUUGUCUGCUUUCACUUUAAUAUCGUCGGGUUGCUCUGGUACUUUUGUAAUAAGAAAGACGACAAAAAUAAUAAUAAAAUUUUUAUUAAAAAAUAAAUUAUUAUUAAAUUAUUUUAUAAAAUUUUAUUUUUUAUCAUUUUUUGACAUUAUUUAAAAAAGAUAAAUGAAUGAGAAAUAAAAAGAACAACUAAGAAAAAAAAAGAGAAUAGACGAUUGAAAAUAAAUUUAGGUGUAGUGUCAAACUCAAGAGAAAAAAAAAAGAAAAAACGAAAGAUUUCACUCCUAUAAUUUGUCGAUUAAACUUUAAUUAAAAAAACAAGUUCGAAGGCAAUUUCAAUUGAAUAUUGACUUACUAAUUAUUGCCAUUCUACUUUUUUAAUUAUCCAAGACAAAGGGUCUUCUAACCCGCAAAUUAAAAAAAAAAAAAAUAAUAAAGAAAGUUUUACUACGACGAACUUUUUUAAUAAGCUUAUUAUUUGCCUUGCCUUGUCUUGCUUAUUUUCGAAUUUGUGAAGUUAUAAAUCUCAUGCAGUGUAGUCGUAGUACUGGAGGAAAUUCUGGAACGGAUUAAGCGUAUCAUGGACAGCAGCAGUUCGGUGGCCCAUCAUCAUCGCAACAGACAGCAGCAGUCUCAUGAUCCGCCUCCACCAUCCUCGUACAUUUUGCUCGAUGGAAUUGUGGUUGGCAAUCAUAUUGGCAAUCGGGUAAUGGUCAGUAACAGUGGAUCAACAACACAUUCAGCCGGACAACCUCCACCGGGUUUAUCAGGAGGGGCUGGUGGGGGUGGAGGAUCACAGAACACAAAGAAAUCAUGGUCUGAAUUGACUGCAGUUGUUAAUGAUCAACGCAAGCAGGUUGCUAAUCUAUCGAGCAUGGUUCCGAUGGAUGUCAAUUUUAGGACACUGUCGGACGGGAGGAUUCGUAUAUAUUUUUUAAGUACGCCUCCGAAUGCAUGGGAGACUACUCUGUUAUCGACGGAUAUUCAUUUUAAUGAACCAAGUUCUCCUGCGAAAAGACUCAAUUGGAAUCUAGUGUUGGAACAAUCAAUAUCAUCUGUUGCCGGCAGCAAUGUAUGUUCCAGAGAAUUUCAAUUGUUGCAAGAAAGAAAGAGAUUAUCAACUUGGGGCAUCACAUCCUACGAAUUACACAAACCCAGUGGGAAAAUUGUGUUUCCGGUUUUGAGUGAUUUGUUCCAAUGUCUGGAUACAGGAUAUAAUCCUGCUCCAUUGUUUCCAACACAAUUGCGAACGUGUCCGGCUUGGGCCGCCCUUGAUCCACAAAUAUGUCCACAAAAUUCGGAUUUAAUAGCUUACAUAAGUGGUGGUGAUAUCUGGGUUACACACACCUUGAGUUGCCACGAAGAACGUUUAACCUUCGCUCAUGAUGGCCGGAGAUCAUUUGCAGAUGAUCCUCUAAGUGCUGGAGUGCCAUCGUAUGUAAUGCAAGAAGAGUUUAGUCGUUAUCAAGGUUAUUGGUGGCAACCAAAUUCUGAAGAUGGAAUCUAUCGAAUAGUUUAUGAAGAAGUCGAUGAAUCAGAUGUGGGUUUAUUCACAUUCCCAUCAUCUCAAGCUGUAGUUGGUGAAUUGGAAGAAUAUCGUUUUCCAAGAGCUGGCACACCCAAUGCAAAAUCAAAAUUAAAAAUGGUUCAAUUUGUUUUGAACGAAUCGCUGCAAAUAAGCGAAAUAUGUUUAAAAAAUCUACCAUACUCAAUGUCGGUGGUGUUGCCUUGGUUGGAGUAUAUUGUUAGAGUUGGAUGGACUCCAGAUUCCAAAUAUGUAUGGAUGCAAGCCAUGGAUCGAAAACAACAAAGAUUAGAUCUCGUAUUGAUACCUUUGGAUAAUUUUUGUGAAACAUAUAGCAGUACCGCCUCUUCGCCAUCCGGAUCAGCAGAUCAUAGUUGGAAAAGUUCAUAUAGUAGGUCGAUAAGUCCCCUUCAGAUACUCUACUCUCAACAAACCGACACCUGGAUAAAUGUGCAUGAUCUGUUGUAUUUUCUUGAAAUAACCGAUACCACAGUCACAUUUCUUUGGGCAUCGGAAGAGACUGGCUUCAGGCAUCUCUAUUUAAUUACCUCGAGUAUAAGUGGGACGACGGCAGUUAAUGGCUGCAAGGACAAUGCAAUGCAAAAUGAAAAUUUAGAAAGUCACAAUGCUUCAACAUUAAUUCCCAUUUUAAUUAAUAAAGUGGCUAUUACUUCUGGUGAUUGGGAAGUUCUUGGACGAAACCUGUGGGUGGAUAAAGCUCAACAGUUGGUUUAUUUUCUAGGAUUAAGAGAAACUCCACUAGAAAAACACUUGUAUGUAGUUAGUCUACAGAGACCCGAACAUAUUCGUUUACUCACCGAACCUGGUUAUUCCUAUCAAAUUGAAUUUGAUGAGGAAUGUAAACUAAUGAUGCAAGUUUAUUGUAAUAUUCAACGUCUUCCAUCAUGUAAAGUGGUCAAAGUGUCACAAACCUGCCAGAGUGGUGGUGUUAAUGGAAUUCAACUUAUACCAAUGGGCUAUUUGCAUGAGGGCGGCCAACCCGAAGCACAGUAUUGUCCACAAAUUUAUCGGCCAAAGCUUCCGUCUGGUGAUGUUGUGUAUGCUAUGGUCUUUAAGCCACACAAUUUUCAACUGGGUGUUAAGUAUCCUACAGUUUUGAAUGUUUACGGUGGCCCAGAGGUUCAAACUGUUAAUAAUACUUUUAAGGGAAUGAGACAACUUCGAAUGCAUAUGCUUGCAGCGCAAGGCUACUGUGUUAUCUGCAUCGAUUCAAGAGGUUCGAGACACCGUGGCAUUAAAUUUGAAAGUCAUAUACGCUGUCGUAUGGGAACAGUGGAAUUGAAAGAUCAAGUUUAUGGACUAAGAAUUUUGGCGGAACAACUAGGAUAUAUCGAUAUGAAUCGUGUUGCUAUUCAUGGCUGGUCAUAUGGCGGUUACCUAAGCUUAAUGGGUCUAGCUCAGUUUCCAGAGAUUUUUAAAGUUGCUAUUGCUGGUGCUCCAGUAACUAAUUGGGAAUUCUAUGAUACUGGUUAUACGGAACGUUAUAUGGAUCUUCCGCAAAAUAAUCAACACGGUUAUACCAUGGGAUCGGUGCUGAAUUAUGUCCAUUCAUUUCCUGAUGAAGACAACCGUUUGCUCAUCAUUCAUGGUUUAAUCGAUGAAAAUGUACACUUUUACCACACGUCUCAACUUAUAACCGCUCUCGUUAAAGCCAACAAACCCCAUCAAUUGCAAGUUUAUCCAAAUGAACGACAUUCAUUAAGAAACCUCGAGUCAAGUAAGCAUUACGAAACAAAAUUAUUAUCGUUUUUGCAAAAUAAUUUAUGAAGUUCAUAAGAAUCUUGCAGUUGUUUUUUUAUGAAUGAAUGAAAACAAAAAAAAAAUAAUUUUACAAAGCAAAAAAAAAAAAAUCGUGUUGCAAUAUUAAACAAUAGUCGUAUGUAAGAAAAUUAAAAGAAAAAAAAAAACCAUUUUAAAUUAUACCCAGAAAAAAGAUAUAACAAAUUACAAAAAAAUAUAGUGUGUUGUUUGUUUUUGUCAUUUUAAACGCAAAAAAAUUAUUAUUUAACGCGCUACUAUAAAAGAGAAGAAAUAAAAAAAAAUAAUGUUGUUACGCAAAAAAAAAAAAGUUUACAUAAAAAGAAUUCUCGGUUUUAGAUUUGUUUUUUUAUUUUUUAUAUAUAUUUACAUUUCCUUUUUGUUGUUAAAUUUUUCACCAUAAUACACAAUUUAUACAUAAUAUUUUCAUUUUUUUAACCUUUGUGUCCCUGUUGUAUAAACACAAUAAUAAACAAAAAAAAAAAAACAAAAAACCUCUGACUGAUAAAUGUCUAGAUGUUAGCGACUUAUAGAAAUCUUUAAAUUUAAUGUUAAACAAUUAAAAAUAAAGUAUUGCAAGGCAAGACCCGAUCAAUGUUCAAAACAACGAUUGAGUUCAGUCUACUUUUUUAAAAUGAGAUAGAUUAAUUUCUUUCUUUCUUUCUAUUUUUUUUUUUUAAUAACUUUGAGUUUUAAUUUGUUAUUGUUGUAUGUUUUUAUUAUUUUAUUUUUUUAUUCUUUAUGGUUUGUAUUUUAUAGCUUCGAUUUAUUCUCUUUCAUCAAUGCCAUUACAUGAAGAAAAAUAAACAAAAAAGAAUUUAUUAUUUUUAUGUACCUAUAAAGAAGUCAACCUAAUUAUGUUGAAUUUCAAGAAUCUUAGAAAAGGGACGAGGCAUUGAGUAGGUUUGGGAAUGUUAAAAAAUUAAAAGUUAUCAAAAAGUUGUCAAAAAAAUAUUUCCAAUUCAGACAAUUUUACUGAAAAAUUAGUCAAGAAAAAUCUCCCUAGCUUGUUUUACACAUCUUAUUAAAUUUUUCAUUCAGAACUUGAGAUUUAUAAUCCGGCAGUUAGAAAUAUUUUCAAUACGUUACAUAUUUAACGCAAAAUUUUUAAACAAAAAAUCUUUAACCUUAAAUUCAUUUAAAUUUUUCCAAUUUCCAAGUACUUAAAUUUCCUUCCUGGAAAAUUCUAGCUCCGUGGUUAGUUUUCUCUUGACACUACAGGGGUUACCAAUAAUACUGGUCGGCAAAAACAAAAAAAAAGUCGGGAGCAAGAACUUUGUUUGGUGAUUUUAAUUGACUUUUUAAUUCAAAAAAAAAAAAAAUAAUUUUGAAAAAGUAAAUACUUUAGGACGUUUUAAUAUGGCGUUUUGAGAUUGCAUAAGUAGUUUUGCAAAAAAAAUAUUUAACGGUGAUGUAAUUCGACAUCAAAUGUACUCAAAAACGCGUUUUUGACCUGUUUAUACUCAAGUAUUUCAAAAACGUGACGCGCCAGUAAAAUUUUGACUUCAGAUUCGGACUCAGCAAACAAAAAUCCUUUAGAAAAAAAGGUUUUGGUUCAAGUUCUAUUUUCGUUGCCGACCAGUGUAAUCUACAUAUUUCACCAUACCUUAAACCAAUUUAAUAGUCAGGUUUAAGGCUAACACUUCGUUAAAUUUUAUAGUUGGGAAACUCAACUUUAAAAUUUAAUUUAGUCGCAGUAAGGAGCAAAUUAAAAACUAAGCCUUCUUUUAUUAAAUUUCUUUUUACUUGUAAACACAAAAUACACACUUACCAAUAUUUUAUAUGUAGUCUUGUCUAACUAUAUUUUAUUUUAUAUUCAUGGGGUCCAAAGACAAUAACCCGAUCGAAAACCACUCAUAUCAUGUUGUUUUGCUAUUUAUAUUUGUAAGAAAGAGAAUAUCAACAAUUCAUCGAUCGCUGUACUCCUCAUGCGGCUUUUCUUAAGUCGACUAGGGCUGCGUUUUAAGUCACUUUGUAUCGUGCGUAAAACUUUGCGAUCCAGUCACUCUUAAAAAGACGUCCUUGAAAAACUCCGCACAACAAAUUCAAAUGUGUGUUUUCUGACUGGGUUAGUGUUUAUGGACAAACCUGCAGAGAUAAUACAAACUUUUAUUAAUUUUCUUUCUUUUAAUUAAUCAAAUUCUCAAAAUUUAAGAAAAAUGAAGUAAUUUCAGAAGAAGACAGAUUUUCUUCCAACCCAAUCGUUUGAAACAUUGCUGAGUUUCUUUUCAAAGUUUUCUUAAAAGUUUUUUAUUUAAAUUGUUAAAAUAAAUAAUUAAAAAAAAAAUAGCUUUUAAAUAAGAGAAAGUAAGAAAAAAUAUAUAGAAAUAAAUAAUAAUAAAAAAAAACUAUUUUUUAUACACUCUUA
Messenger RNA from Episyrphus balteatus (marmalade hoverfly), 5858 nucleotides. Its product is annotated as dipeptidyl peptidase 9. Lineage: Eukaryota; Metazoa; Arthropoda; Insecta; Diptera; Syrphidae. Bases 767 to 3499 code for a protein of 910 amino acids. Gene Ontology annotation, biological process: proteolysis. The transcript has 11 exons. Gene Ontology annotation, molecular function: dipeptidyl-peptidase activity; serine-type peptidase activity. The record is from RefSeq and is a predicted model, not a curated record.